AUGUUGAAAUCGUGGUUUGAUAGUCUGGAAGACCCGGAAAGGCCUCUCCUUGCACCGAAUUACUGGCUUCUUUAUAAUUUUGGCCUAAUAUUACCAGAUAAUAAAAUAAUAAGGGCCAUACGUAUAAUCGUUGUUCAGAUUUUAGGGCUCUUCGUAAUUUCUCAAUACAUAGAGCUGUAUGUUACACGAUCAGAUAUAGAUCUAGUGCUAACCAAUCUGAAGAUUUCCAUGUUGAGUACUGUGUGUGUCAUGAAAGCGUAUACGUUUUUGAUUUGGCAAAAGGACUGGGUGCAAAUCAUAAAUUACGUGACAGAAGCCGACAAAUACGAGCGGGACACCAGAGAUGAAGAAAAGGGAAUAAUUUUGGACAAAUACACAAAGUAUUGUCGACAAGUCACUUAUUUCUAUUGGUGCUUGUUAUUCACGACUUUUUGGACUACUAUUGGAACUCCGCUUAUGCGUUAUUUAUCGUCGGAGGUGUACAGAGAGGAGUUGCGCAAUGGAACUGAGUUAUUCCCUCAUAUCUUCAGUUCUUGGAUGCCUUUUGAUAAGUAUAGUUCUCCUGGUUGCUGGGUGACUGUCAUCUGGCAUAUUAUAUUGUGUGCUUGGGGAGCGUGCAGUAUGUCCUCAUAUGAUUCUAAUAUCGUGGUAAUGCUAGUGUUCUUUGGCGGGAAAUUAGAGCUGCUACAAGAAAGAUGUAAGCUAAUGCUUGGGAGCAAUGCUAUCGUGUCAGAUUAUGAGGCCAGAGAACUCCUUCGUGAGAUACAUCAGAUGCACGUCGCGCAUAUGAAACACAUGAAGCUGUUGGACUCCAUGUUGUCUCCCGUGAUGUUCGUCUACAUGGUCAUGUGCUCGCUCAUGCUGUGUGCCAGCACCUAUCAGCUCACGUCAUCCACAAGCGUCAUACAGAAACUGCUCUUAGCAGAAUAUUUGGUAUUUGGCAUCGCUCAGUUGUUCAUGUUCUGCUGGCAUAGCAAUGACGUCCUCAUCAGGAACGAUCGCCUCUUCGAAGGCCCUUUCGGCAGCCGGUGGUGGGCCGCCAGCAACAGGCAGCAGAGAGACGUCUUGCUCCUCUCUGGACAGCUCGGUCUUAGCCAUGUGUUUACAGCUGGGCCCUUCUCCAACCUAACGCUGUCCACUUUUGUAUCGAUCAUCAAAGGGGCAUAUAGUUACUACAUGAUUAUCAAGUGUUUGUUAGUUCGUAUUAUUGCUAUGGAAAGCCAAAAUCCUCAAGAGAGAACAGUUAUACAAUAUGUGCGCGGUUCAAGAGCCUUUCGCCAGUUCAAAAAUCCGCCUCAGCCUCAUAUGUGCAUUCAAGAUACAAUAAAAGAUACCGCCGAAAAGCUGUUCAUAAAUGUUCUGGGGUGGCAGAAAAUAGCGAACCCAAAGCAGUAUUCGGAUCCCAUACCGUUGUAUGGGGGCAUGCAGGUCCCGCAAGGCUGCGGACUGAACAGUAACAAACCGAACCUUCUUGUAUUUGCUGUUAUGGUUAACCCGGAUAUUUUGAAAUCAAAUGGGAAGAAUGCUGCAAAUCGCAGUGACCGAGAAGCUCUAGUCAGCUUACUCUGUGACUUUGUAGAAGCAAUGAAUCCUGGGUUGGUGCUAGCCCGGAAUCCGGUGAUCCUGAAAGAUCGUGACCUGGCUGGAGAGCUAAAGGAUGUGUGGCUCGCCGUGCAAAACAAGCGAGAGAGGGAGAAGGGGAUGAACCAGGAUGUCAUGUAUAAGGUUUAUGAUAUUGACGGUAUAGGCGGUGAAGACAUAAAUGAAGACGACAAAAUGUCCAGGAACGACAACGGCUCUCCCAACAGAGGGGACAAGAAGAACACUGUGAAAUCUUCAAAGCAAAUUCUUAUGAAUGCCGGUCAGAAAUCAGAGUUUGACUCCGGGAUGAACAACUGCCAACUCAGCCAGAGUCCAAGCAGAGACAAUAGAAAUCCCAAUUCGGACACCACAUACUGCACUCCUGUUUAUGGACAAAUAGUGUCCUCAAGAGAGAACCACAAUCAAAUCAACGAUAUACAACAGAAAUUCUCACAUAACGAAACAACAAAGCCAUCGAGCUCAUUCAGAAAAGACUGGAAUCCUGUUCACGGUAAGACAAUGGAAGGCUGGGACGAGUUUUCUAAAAGAAACAUUUCUUCCAUAAGCAACGAAGAGGAUGCCAAAAAACAAAAGUGUUCAAGAAAUGACAAUUCCGCCAAACAGGUUAGUAACGGCAAACAUUAUGACUUCUUUCCAGUUUUUGACAAUAAGACAGCAAACGAAAACAAUGUGGGAGAAACUUUCGGCUCUCCCGAAAGGAGUAAAGGCGUUAGUAAGGAAGAAAAUUCUAAAGUAAUUGUAGAACCAAUGCAGAAACUAGUUCUGCAAGCGACUGAUAACAAAAUAUGUGAUAAUAAAUCAAGUGCUCUCAGCUCAAUAAGCUCGUAACUAGCUUUUACAAGUUUUUGUAUGGCAUUGAUAUUGAAUGAUGUUGCUUAUGCGCUGUUAACGGGAUGGGUGACCAUUUUUAUCACUAGUCAAAUUGGUUGAUAACAGUAUAUCACAGUAUUUGUUGGCUUCAAGCUGUUGUGAGCUAUGUUUUAAAUUUAACGUCACGUUUCCUUGUCAAACCAUUUUCUUAAUUUCCAGAUGAUAUUAAUAAAUCUAGGGUGUUACUGAAAAUUGUUGACAGCUCAAAUUUUAGUGAAAAUUUUUGGAUCGGAACGAAAAUGAGUUGAUUUUUAGAUGGUAAUAGUAGCUAAGACAAUUUUGCAGCACGCGAAUAAUAAUUAUUAUAGCUGAUGUGACAUAGUAUUUAGUUAUAACAUUUUUUAUGUAAUGUUUAAUACCAGGUGUAUCUGAAGAUCAGAUUAUAAUCUAGAUGUUUAUACCGCCGUGUGAAUGAGUGAAUAGUUUUAAUGGUUGUGUACAAUAGCGUUUUUAAAACCGAACAAAUUAAUGCAUUUACGUGUGUAAUGAUGAAUGAAUUUUGUACUUUUGCUAUAUUAUGAUUGUUGCCAAUUUUACCUGUUCCAAAUUUAAAAUUAAUCGUGUAUUUUGAUAUUGCUCACUCGAACGAAUUGAUGUUUGAUCCCUUUUAUUAUACGAAUGUUCGAUUUGAUGAUCUCAACCCUUCGUUUCUCCACUUUAUAAAUAAGGAAAUGUCCACUGCCAAUACGCACUCGAAUAUUUUUUUGUAGAAUAAAGAUGCUGCUUUUGGUGACUAUCACUAGAUAGUUCAAGAAAUUGUCGUUGGUCAAACUAAUAAUUUGCACAUUCAUGCAACUGGAUGUGCAACCCUGAUCCAAUAGGGGUUAGGUUAGGUUAGGUUAGGCUGCGGAGGUCGGACGGGAUUCGCUUCGUGUAAAAGCCUGAGUCACACAAUCCUGACGCUGCAGGAACUUACAUCAGGAGAAUGAUAAUGACUGUAAGAAGACUAAAUCUAUAAUCAAUUAGCAUGGAGUUAUAGCAUCCUAGUGAUCAGUCACCAAAAGACCAGCCAUCUUGAAGUAUAUUCACAUAAUUUUAAUUAAUGUAUUAUCUUUACAACGUGACGAAUCAAAUCUCGACGCUCCUUUGGCGAAAUUUUGACGUAUUUCUGUAAUGUAAUUUGUAUUUGUCACAACACUUCUUUUUAUUAUUUUUUUACUAAAUUGGUAUAGGAAAUCAAAUUAAAUUGUUCCUUCUACGCCCUUCGUCGGCCAAGGAGGCUAUAGUGAUAGCUUUAUUGUAAAUUUUUAUAUGGUUGUAGUCAGCAUAAAUCCAGUCUUAUUUAGUUUAAGGUAUUUUAUCUGUCUGUGCAAUUUUUUUGGUUCUAUAAUACGUAGCUAUAUUAAUUUUCUUAAUUACUUACGUUUUGUAUUCUAUUUUAAUCGAACAAUGAUUGUGAAUGGUUCCUUUUUAGAUGUGGAUACAUAAAAGACAGAAUUCAAUGAUGCAAUAUAAAAGAAAAUCAAGCCUUUAGGAAAUCUGCACAUUCAGGCAAUCGAAUGUGUAACCAUGAUCCAAAGGUCACUUUUGGGCGCCAUAAAUUUAUAUUAUAAAAAUUUAAAUUGGCAUAGCGUCUUCGCCAUUGUGCCAUUUCUAUAAAUAGGACCCUAUGGUUCAUAUUUGGUCUUUGGAAAUGGUUCAUUUCCAACGUUACGUCGGAAUGGCGGAGCCGGAUCGAACGCCUGAAUUUUACAUACAUACAUAUAAUUACGUCUACAUCCCUUGCGGGGUAGACAGAGCCAACAGUCUUGAAAGACUGAUAAGCCAUGUUCAUCUGUUUAUUAUCUGUUCAUCUUAGAUUACAAAAUAUAUAACUAUCUUUCGCCCAUGGCGCCGCCCUCGUCCAAAGUAGCCCUAUGUCCGUUUCCGUACUUCACACUAUAUGUAUACAAAACAAGACGGAUAUUGGUUCAGAGGUUUAGACGUGAAAGACGGACGAACAAACACAUAUUAGUAUGGAAUGGAUACACAUUGCAUUCUAUCUUUUAUGAUCCACAAAUCGUCUAUUAUGAUUUAUUUUUAAAAAGCAUGUAUUAUAGAUAUUGUAUAAACUUUAUUUUAAUGGAUAUUAUAAUUAGUUUACGACACAUAAGCGCUUUAUAAUCAUAUUGCAUUUAUUUUGGGACAAAUGUUUGCUAUUUUUCGACUUUGAAUUAAUUUCGCAGAUCAAAGUGAAAUUUUUUAGUUGUAUUAAUUAAUUUAGAAUGAUGUAUUUUAGUCUAGCGUUUAGCUAUGUUUAUUGUUUUGACGCGUUUGCGCAUAAUCUGGUUGGCAUGGCAGAUGCAGAUUUGAUUUAUUUUAAUUUAGGACGUGAAUACGAAGUAACGAACAAACUAGAAGUUUUGUUAUGGUCACGAGUAGAAAAAACGAAGAACUAAAUACUAAAGAAUAUUUAAACAACGCAUCUUGAAAAUAUUUUCGCAACGGAGACAGAAUUAUAUACGCCCUCAGCCUAUGCGUGUAGUUUUAAAGAUCUAAGCAUACAAACAUACAGAAGGUCAGAUGCAGGAAGCGCCGUUGCUUUAUACUAUGUAGUGAAAGUGAUAAUCUAAUUUCAAUGAAACUCACAGAUCACCGUUGCUGCCUCAAUGUUCAUUAUCAAUGUAUUUUUCAACAUUAUUGCUCCUAACUUUUUUGGGAUCUAUUUAUAACUAGAAAAGUUUAUUCCAAUCUAUUUUCAGCCAUUUUUUAAUCGGAUUAUGCGUAACCACUUUAGGUAGAUGUGUACUCUUCAGCAGACGUUCCUUUUACGCUGAGCAUUCUCGCCGGUUUGGCAUGUAUUUUAUAGAAUCUGUAAUUUGUUUACUUGGACAGAAUUUAUUUUCUAUAUUUCAAUAAAUACAAAUUAUAAACAUUCUAUAAAUUUAAUUUAUAUCAAGGAGCUUGAAAACUAUGUAUAGAGAUUGCACAAUGAUUUAAAAGUUAAUUAUUCAUGGAACUACGAAAUAAAAUAUGUUGUUUGUCAUUAAUAGAUACUGAGUGAGUUUUUUUUAUAAUUCGUAACAUCGACAUAGAAUACAGUUAAAAACAUUUUUAUUUUUGGAUUACAUUCUUCUUUCUCGAAAUGCAAUCUCAAUUACCUAUACGAUAUUAAUUCUGGAUUUAUAAGGUAUUAAAGUAUAUUGUUUAGCAAUAUUAAAAUAGAUUUAUUACACAAUGUUAGAAUUUGACUAUCGAAUUGCAUUCUUCGGACAUGUUUUUUAAUUUUAUAAUGUAACUGAAUGUACCUACUUAUUAUAAAGAAAUUUAA
Messenger RNA from Amyelois transitella, 5722 nucleotides. RefSeq lists its product as uncharacterized. Gene Ontology annotation, cellular component: plasma membrane. The transcript has 9 exons. Lineage: Eukaryota; Metazoa; Arthropoda; Insecta; Lepidoptera; Pyralidae. Gene Ontology annotation, molecular function: odorant binding; olfactory receptor activity. The record is from RefSeq and is a predicted model, not a curated record. Gene Ontology annotation, biological process: detection of chemical stimulus involved in sensory perception of smell; sensory perception of smell. The coding region runs from base 1 to 2430 and encodes 809 amino acids.